Camellia sinensis is the source of this 2154-nucleotide messenger RNA. Its product is annotated as DNA (cytosine-5)-methyltransferase DRM2. Gene Ontology annotation, molecular function: DNA (cytosine-5-)-methyltransferase activity. Lineage: Eukaryota; Viridiplantae; Streptophyta; Magnoliopsida; Ericales; Theaceae. Gene Ontology annotation, cellular component: nucleus. The record is from RefSeq and is a predicted model, not a curated record.
AUGCCAUCGAGAAAUGUCCUCUUUACAUCCAUUUGAUAAAGCUUGAAUCCCAAACUACAAGCUAUGGCAACACAACUGUAUGGAUUCAAGUCUCACCACAGAGGCAAUUUCUCAUCAAAGUCUAUCCCUUCAAUUUGGGAUGGUAAUACGGAUAGCAAAGACAGCCUCAGUAUUGAUUGGGACACUGAAGAUGAGCUUGAGAUUGAGAGCAUCCCCUAUUCUUCUAGUUUGGGUUCGGCAAUUCCUGGUCAAGAAGUUUUCUCAGGCUCUGGGGAGGCAAGUUCUUCUAAUGGUUCUUCGAGCUCCAGGGUGAUCCAUCACUUUCUGGGAAUGGGAUUUUCUAAGGAUAUGAUAGUUAGAGCAAUGAAAGAAAAUGGUGAAAAUAAUAUAGAAGCAAUACUGGAAGCUCUUCUCACAUACUCGGUUGUUGAGAACCUCCCCCAGGAAGAGGAACGCAUUUCUGAUGAUCCAAGCAUUUCCAAUUCUGAAAGAAAUGGCCUGGAUGACCUCUCAGGCGAGGAUAGCUUCCCUGAAGAUGAGGAAAGCACAAAUGAUUCAUUAGAGAAGGACGGCACAGUGUCACUUCUAGUGGAAAUGGGUUACGAAGCCGAUGAGGUUUUGACAGCAAUUGAUAGAUGUGGUCUAGGUACCCCAAUUGCAGAGCUUUCAGAUUUCAUCUGUGCUGCCCAAAUGGCAAAGGAAGCUGAUUUUCUUCAUCAUAGAGAACUACCUCGUGAAGACGUUGAAUUCUCUUCACAUCGAAAGCCAAAAAAUGCUUUGCUUCUGAAAGACAAGAGGAAACUUCAGAGCAAUGAAGCAUGGAAAGGUAAACGGCAAAGGGGAAAUGAGAAGAAGCCAAUGGAUCAAGAAGACGACACGGUGUGCCAUCUUCCAAAUCCAAUGAUAGGAUUUGGAGUUCCCAGUGAGCCAUGGCGCAUACUUUGUAGAACACUUCCAAAGGCAGCUGUUGGUCCCCCCUUUUUUUAUUACGAAAAUGUGGCACUCACCCCCAAAGGGGUUUGGAGCACAAUUUCCCGCUUCUUAUAUGAUAUUGAGCCAGAGUUCGUAGACUCCAAAUUCUUCUGUGCUGCUGCCAGAAAACGAGGAUAUAUUCAUAACUUGCCAAUUGACAACCGAUUCCAACUUCUUCCAGUCCCACCACUAACCAUACAUGAAGCUUUUCCUUCAACCAAAAAAUGGUGGCCUAAAUGGGACAAAAGAUCAAAGUUGAAUUGCCUUCUGACUUGUGUGGGAAGUGCAAAACUCACCGAGAGGAUACGAAAGGCGGUUGAAAAUUCAGACGGAGAACCUCCUCUAGACGUCCAGAAAUACGUGCUUGAACAGUGCAGAAAAUGGAACUUGGUUUGGGUUGGGAAGAACAAGGUUGCUCCGGUUGAACCUGAUGAGAUGGAGAUAGUGAUGGGGUUUCCAAGAAACCACACGAGGGGAGUCAGUAGAACCGAAAGAUACAAAGCGCUUGGCAACACUUUUCAGGUUGAUACAGUGGGAUACCAUCUUUCAGUCUUGAGGACUUUGUUCCCUGCUGGCAUUAACGUCCUUUCGCUUUUCUCUGGAAUUGGUGGAGCUGAAGUUGCAUUGCACAAGCUUGGGAUUCCUCUAAAGAAUGUAGUUUCUGUUGAGAAAUCAGAGAUAUGUCAAACCAUUCUCCAGAGUUGGUGGGAUCAAACGAACCAGAAAGGCAAUCUAAUUCACAUUGAAGACGUGCAAGAUGUGGAUGCUCAUAGCAUCGCACAAUGGGUUAAGUUAUUUGGUGGGUUUGAUCUCGUGAUUGGUGGGAGCCCUUGCAAUAACCUUGCUGGGGGCAACCGUGUCAGCAGAGACGGGCUUGAGGGAAAGCAGUCUUCUUUGUUCUUUGAUUAUUUCCGCAUUUUAGACCUUGUCAAGUCUAUGAUGAAUCAACAUUGAUUGUAUAUGAAGACGCUUCUGCAUUCAUUCAACAAUUUAUACCAUUUUGUUUGUUAUUUUGUUUAGUAAUGAUAGUUUAGUUUACAUAGUAAUGAUAGUUUAAUUUACAGAUAAUUUUUUUUUUGAUCAGUUUUUGCAGACAUUUUGAAUCUCAAAAUUGUUGUUUAUGUAUUUUUUUUGUAGGGUUCUGGCAAUCAUGAUACUCUCUUUGCAGUAUAUUGUUUUAUG